Molecule: messenger RNA, 16444 nt
Organism: Protopterus annectens (West African lungfish)
Lineage: Eukaryota; Metazoa; Chordata; Ceratodontiformes; Protopteridae
Gene: BLOC1S1
Product: biogenesis of lysosomal organelles complex 1 subunit 1
Exons: 4
Coding region: 111-488 (125 amino acids)
Biological process (GO): endosomal transport
Cellular component (GO): BLOC-1 complex
Source: RefSeq, a predicted model, not a curated record
CGCUAACACGAACGUACGCGCAUCAAAGCUGUCAGUAACGCGCUGCUUGGGAAAGAGUUAGUGUCUAGGUUGUCCAUAUUUAAGGGUUGGCGAAUUAACGUGUAAUAAUUAUGUUAUCCCGGUUGUUGAAGGAACACCAAGCCAAACAAGCUGAGAGGAAGGAAAUACAGGAACAAAGAAGAAGAGAAGCAGUAACUGCAGCUACACGCCUGACUGAAGCCCUGGUUGACCAUCUGAAUGUUGGAGUGGCGCAGGCUUAUGUGAACCAGCGGAAAUUAGAUCAUGAAGUAAAAGCACUACAGACCCAAGCAACACAGUUUGCCAAGCAAACUGCGCAGUGGAUCAGCAUGGUUGAAGGUUUUAACCAAGCACUUAAGGAAAUAGGUGAUGUGGAGAACUGGGCAAGGAACAUCGAACUGGACAUGAGGACUAUAGCAACAGCUCUUGAAUAUGUCCACAAGGGGCAGCUCCAGCCUGCAACAUCAUGAAAGUAGUUUGAAAUAAUACUUUGGUAUAAAUUUUGCUAUAGCAUUAUAAGGGCUGUUUGAACUCCUUCGGGAGCGAAACCUGUACAUAACUUGUGGCCUGCCAUCCUGUGAUGUGAAUAGCAGCAGUAUCAACUCCAGCUUUGUAUUGUGUUGGCCUACUGAAUAUUGAGAACAUAAUUCUAUAUCUGCUGUCUUUCUGUGUUUGUCAUUUUAUCCAGGAAACCUGAACUGUGUACCACUUAUGCCAAAAUCAGGUUUUCUUUCUGCCCGGUAUGAGUGCUAUACAUUUUAUAUAACUUUUUCACAAAGUGAUUACAGUACAUUUUAUGCACUGUUAUAUGUGUGUUCUCUCUAUUUUGGAAUACUUUCUCUGCCUUUCUAAGUGAUGCUUGCAACUACUGGGCACCAACAUCAAUUUGCUCAAGUGAAAGUGCACUUCAGAACACACAGAGCUCAUAGUUGUAUAUUGGAAAUGUAGCAUUAAAGGUUUUUGUUGUCCAGACUACCAAAUACAAGAACCUGAUAGGGUGUGAUAAAGCAGAUGUUUAGCCAUAAAGAAAACAAGACUUGGCUGUGUUGAAUGUUGCCUUUGUUUUUAGGAACUGGCAUGAAUUACUAAUUUUUCUAAGCCUUCUUAGGUAUGCACAGUAGCCAGAUAUCUAUGCAUCACCAUUUGGUAAAUCUGGAAAGACCUGUGUGUUUCAGGUGGAAGCAGGGUUAGCAUAUGGAACCAUUCUGUUUUCAAGUUGGUGGUUAAUUUUGCUGCUCUUGCCAGCUGCUUGUAAGUAACAUUCUAAAUAUUUUAUCAGUGUAGGUGCAAGUGUAGUAUCUGAAUUAAAAAAAAAAAAUCUGACUUUGUUUUUAUGAUAUAUUUUUGCGUAAGUAUCUAGUGGUUGCACUGUGGUACAAACUGCUGAUAACUGGAUUAGUAAGAACUAGAAAUUUUUAAACUGAUCCAGAUACUACCUAGAUAACAUUUUUUCAGUUCUGGCAUUGUAUUAAAUUUUUAUGUAUUCUUUUUACAUAACGUUGCCAAUUGCAGCACAACUUUUCCUAAUCAAGGAGACAAAUACUUUAAAAUAAGAGUUGUGGGUGUCACCACAUUGUGGCAAUGAUCUUUGUACCUGUGAGGGCAGUAUAUUUUCCCCUCCGAUAAGUAUAUAUAAAAUCUCUUAACUGUAUGGUACAUUAUAUUUUCUCAGUAAUUUCACUCUGCAUUAAAGAGCCUGAUGAAAGUAGUGUGCACAAUAUUUGUAAGCUUGUAUAACUGGAUGCUGUUGCAUCUGUCAAAAUGUUUUUUUUCCUGUUGUGUGAUGAAACAUAGUGAAUACUUUGUGGGUGCUCCCUCUCAAGUUUCACAGUACUGACCCCAGCUGAUGAAGUCUCUCUCAUUUGUUUGUGUCCAUGUGUUCUCUUACUGGAGUAAUACUUGGAUUGUGAGGGGACCCAAGCACCAGAGAUACUUCAGGGAAGAGUUAUUUUUAGUGUUGCUUUACACUUAAGGGUCAGGGACAGCCUUGCAUAGAACCAAAUGAUUGCCAGAGUUAUGGUUUUGCAAGAGCUUCCUCCAGUUUCUUUGGAUAAUGUCCAUUACCUAGAUUAUUUGGCAAUCUGUUUUGCAGUUCACCUGCCCACAUUGGGGCUGCAGUAGAACUGGAAAUCAAAAACGACUGCCACAGAUAUGUAAACCACAAAAAAAAUGUAUGUACCUCUAGCACCUCAGUACAAAUGCUUUCCAGGACAAGUUAUGUUCUCCCAGCACAGUCCCUGUUCUCCAUUUAAAUAUGUAACAGUCACUUAUUUAUCCCACAAGGACCCUCCCGCUCUUGGGAAUACAUUGUUAAAACCGUUUGGGAAAUACCUGGAGUGGUAUUAUUUGUUAAUGUAGUGGUGUAGAACUGGGAUUCCCGGCAUUAGGCUGAGGCUUCAUUCUGUAUGUUAAUCUGACAAGGAACCAGUACAUGCAGUAACAUUUUGAAUACCUCAGUGACAUAAGCAUGCUUGCCCUGUCUCUUCCUUGAAACAGUUCUGUCCUAAAACACUACUACCAGCUUUUUCCUGAGGUUUAAGCAGUUUAAGCAAGAAUGUCAGCAGUUCAACACCCUUACUUCUUGCAUCUGCACAGUUCUAUACCAUACUGGCCCUGUGCAACACUAGGGGCUGCACCAGGAAGCAUGCUUCCCAUUUCUUAAUUGCCACUAACACAAUUUGCAUUUCACCUAACAUGUCAUUGAAAAGGUUACUCAUUCAAUGUCAGGAAAGCCAAGACUUAUCUGUAGUUGCUAAAUUAUUAACCGGGACCACCACAGAAGCCACCUCUUGUACCAAGAUCUAGACCACAAUGUGAACACCUGUAGAAAGUCCUAGAGCCUCAGCACAGAUGCCCAAAAGAGAGUUUAGAUGCUCAUGGUCUUCUUCAGUGCUCACACACUGGCUGUGAUGGACAUUGUCCAGUGCAGGCAUGGUUCUAUUGGUCAUUCUUGAGACUCUAAUCAGGAGUUGAGAGGCCUGAGGUACACCAGACCUCUAACAGUGUCUUGAUCUUUUUCUCUGUCCACCUUCCUAGAGAAGGCCUCCAAGACCUUGCUGAAGGUGAAUUAUUGUAUUUAUAAAUGGUUUAACGUGCCUGUCGUCUGUAGACAGCCAGACUGGAAAGAAUGGCUGCCUGGACACUUGCUCUAGGACAGAUUGUUUUGAAAUGUGCUGUCUCAUGUAGUCAAAAUCACUACCACCUGGUUCUUUGAUGUAUAGUGGGCUCCUUAGUCUCCAAGAUAUAGUUCAGAGUUUGACCAGUGACCCAGGGUGGUUCUUUUUCUACUGUCCUUGAACUGAUACUAGUUUGCUAGAGAAGAUUGUGAUGUAGCCAUGUCUGCUGGGAAUUUGGUGCUCCUAUGGCAUUGGACUUGCUUGUUCUUCUAGAAUGAGAUAAGUGAAUGGAUGAGAAGAUACGGUAUAGCAGUGUCUUCCACUGCAGUGGCCUGUUGCAGUGCCAGUAAAGUGCACUUCCACACUCAAUCUGUGCUGUUUCUCCUGCCUAACAGUGUGAUUAACAUUUUUUUUGUGCCUGCCUUGUGGUAAAGGCAUAGUCAGGCCUGCAGGAUGUUAGCAGGUAGCAACAUUAUCUUCCACUGUCGUAGUCUUGCUGGGUAAGGACCUUUGAGGGUUUAAAACUGAGGAACCCUCCUUGAUGUGUCCUGUGGUUGUUAAUCCUUUUGACCAGCAUGCCCCCACAGUAUGUUUUGUCUGAAAGUUUCUGCUGUUUGGGUGAAUACUUCAACUACUUAAGUUGUCCCUUACACCCACCAUUUUGUGACAGUCCAACAUUUCAGAUUUCAGUCCUUGCUGGUAAAAAUGUCCUGUGUUCAUGGGUCCUUUUUAUUUUUCCUGUGUGUUUUCUGAAUUUGAGUAGAAUUGUAUAAGGUGGCAUCUGGUAGUAAUACACUGGGAGAGUGUCUUUCAGCACAUUUUGGAUGGAUCAGAGUUUACCUGAGACUUUAACUGGAGAAUUGCUUAGGGAUUUGUAUGUCACAGAGGAGGGAGGUAUGCAUGGUCUUUGGAUGUUCGAGUCCUCCGUAAGUGCACAUCAUUCCUGGAUAACAGGUGCUUGGUUCUACUUCUACUGCUUCAUCACUGUAGGGCUGGAUGUAAGGCCAGGGGGAGUUUGCCCCUUGGGAGGUACUUUCUGGGGCGUUUUCCUUUCCUUUAUGCUUCAUAAUCAGUCUUGCGGCUAUAUAGUCUGUGUGCGGAGAGCAUUCCUUGGAGUCAUGGAUUGGGUGUUUUCGGGGUGGAGGCAGCUGCUGCUUCUAGAUUUCGAGAUGUUGCCUAUUCACCCCCUUAGAUGGGUCAGAGGGGUCUCAAGAUGAGCCUGUCCUUGGUGUUCAGCUUAGGCUUUUGAGGUGUCGGGUGCUUGUUUAACUUUUGGUGGGAUCUAGAAUUGUGGGUGUGUGACUUUGCCCAUUUGGCAUUUGGUUGGAUGCCAGUUUCUGGCAUUGUUCAGUCUUCUGCUGUUCAUUGUGUGCUUCUGUAGGUGCAUACAUGCCUGCCUCACCCAGUCUAACUGUCAUUGUACAGAAAUGUGUAAGCUAGACCUCAGAGUUGGAAGAUUCAGGGUUUUAGACUUCAGAGUUUAGGGGGUUGGAGCUCCACCUCUGGUGAUUUUUUUUUUCAGGGGAGUCUUUGAGCCAGAAAAAGCUCCAGAAUUCCCUUAUCUGGCUAAUUGUGAGAUGAAGCCUCCUUUUAAGGAACUUUUGUGGUGCCCGAGCAUUUUUACCCAUCCUCAGACCUGAGGUGCUUCCUUGCCAAACUAUGUGGUUGUCAAGUCUCUUAGAGCUAGCAUUUCUUGAUUAUUACAGAAAUCUAAAAGCAUCCUUAUUCUACUUGCUGCUGCCCUGUAUCCUCCUUCAGCAGACUGGAGUGACAUCUUGUCACAGUAUCCCAAGGUUGAUAGUUUAAUAUUCUUUUUUGGCCCACUGCUUGCUAGCCAUCAUCUCAUUUGUCACCAAUUUGCUUAUUUAUUCCUUUUGCAAGGCAGGAGCCAGUUAGCCCAUUUAUUUCUUCUGUAGAGCAAGGCUGUCCAGGCAAUUGUCAGGAGUUUUUGCUGUACCCCAUUUCCUGUAGCAACUGAGUGCACAAUACUGGCUCCUGCAUAUGUGCAUUGCUGCUUAUGCCUGGUUCCAGCCACAGCAUAUGAUUGCUUGUCACCCAUGCUCUUGCCAUGUCCUACCUACUGCUGCUAAACACCUUAUACUGCUGAUAAACCUAGCCUCCCCCAGGUGUAAGUACAGCACUGGGGGUUAACCUCACAUUCCCUAGCAUAAGUGACAUGGUAUUGGGUGCUCCCUCCUUUCCUACGUAUGUAGCCCGUUCAGUGCCCAAGCGAGUAGCCAAAAGUGGGACAUCUUGGUCAUACCCAGGGUUUUAUGCCCCUAAAAACCACAGAGCCUUUUUCACUGCUGAUACUACUGGUUGUGGCAGGCAUUCAGUGUGACUCAAGCCUGCACCUGAUUAUUAUUGUGCAGCAGGCAGAUUGGGCCAGAGAAGGAACACCAUAAACAAGAAGGUGUAUUUUUGCCAUAGUGGGGCUUGAAAUCCUUAGCUUUGCAUCUUUCCUGUCCAUGAGCCAGGACGUCUUUGCUGAUGGGAAUAUUUAACUACUGUAGAGAUCCUCCCCAAUUCUGUGAUCACAGCAAAUGUCUGCAUCAGUCUGGAGACUGUCGUCAUGAUGCUACAGCCCCAUCUUAACACGUGUUUUUAUUUUCUACAGUGGAUGCCUUGGUAUGGGCAACAGGUACAACCAUGUUCCUGCUGCUUAUGGUUUGGCUGUAUUCAUUGUCCUCCACCUGAAGAUUACCUUGAUAGUCUUUUGCUGGAUUUUCCCCAUGAGAGAAAUGGGCUAUUUGGGCAGUCUUCUGUUCCUGCUUAACACCUUCUUUGGUGUGUUACACAGAUUUCCUUGCUUGCGAUGGGGGGGGGGGGGUCUUUGUCCUUGGUGACUGUUUUCACUCCUUGAAGGAUGAGGGACACCUUGCAGGUACCCUGAGUAUAGGGUCAGGACUGCCCCACUUGUUCCUGCCUUAAUGAUCUGUCAGGCUUGUCUUGAGGGUUCCCUUCCGUCUCCUCUUCAGCAAGUUCAGUUUCCAGUAUCACAUCAUGUGAAAGAUGGUUCUGUAGUGAACCCCUGGAAAGGUGGCACUUGGCUGGAUUAUUCCAUUCUUCCCUUUCUCAGCAGGGUUCAUUGGGGAAACCUUAUAGCAUGCUUCGACCCCCAUUGCCUUUGGAGGGGGAGGAGAGGCUGCCUCUCUCCCCUUGAAAGAGUGCUGAUGUGUCCUUUGGCUUGGAAGUAUUAUGUCUUCAUCCCCCAGAGAGUAGAAUGGCCAUCUGUCCAGUACCUGGAGAAAGGUCCAGUGGAUAAUUGCUUUACAUAGCCCACUCUUGGGGGAGGGGGGAGCUGUGUUCUCUACAGUGGUUCAGGUGGACUUACCUACCUUUUCCUUUCUGGAGGAGGCCUUGAAGUUCCUCAGUCUUUGAAAUUUGUAAGUGCUCACCACUGGCAGUAGCUUGAUGGGAGUAAAAGUGUUUUUCAUCCAUUACUUGUAAUACUUUAGUAGGAGUUGCUGACUGGAGGGGGGUGUCCAGUGAGAACCCUUUCAGUUCCACUGUGGAAAUCCUUCAGAGUCCUUAUUAGGCUACAUUGCCCUUUCAGGCUUUCUGUCUAGAGGGCCUUCUGUUUCUUGCAACUGUCCUUACUCUGCCGGCCAUCCUCAUUUAGGCUUUAUUCUACUGUGUAUGAGGUAGCUCAGAUUCUAAAAACUAUGCUGCUGAAGUGAAUUAUUUUCCCCUUGGCGUACUAGUUCUUGCAUUCUCCAUAUUUGGACCAGUUUAUUUCUGGGUGUUGGACUAAAACAUAAGUUCAACAGCGGAGAGGUAUUUUGAACCUCUAACCUACCUAUGUUCCUUCUGCUAGUGUCUUCGAGGCAAGAGUCUGGGGUGAGGUGGCUUGGGUGAGCCACUAAUUCAUCCUGUGGGUCCUGAAUCUUUUUGUGUGUCAUUCUGGUUGAGACCACUUUUAAGUUACUUCCAUUCUCAGCAUGGCAGGGGUCUUUAUAUGGGUCUUGGGUGCAGGGGGGCCCAGAGCCCAUGCCUAUCCCUACUCCUUCCUCACAUGAAGCUGUGGCUUCUGAGUUAGGGUAUCACUGUAUUUAUUAGCUAGUAUGAUAUUCUGUGGUCAGCAGCUUGUGGAUACUUCUCCGGCACCUCCUGAAUGUGAGAACCUACCCUAAAGGCCAGUUCUGGAUGGGGUUUCCAUUUAGAGGCAGAUCAUGUUUACCUUAUUAGAAUGUUUGUGACUCUCCUCUCUCUCUGCUGGAUUGGUAAGCUUUUGGGGUGGGGAGGUUGCUGUUCAACUUUUCUGAUUAACUUCAUGGUAUAGUUUAAUGGCCCUUUUCUUUUCUGGUAGUUGAGGAAGGAUGCAGAUCAUUGUUGUCUCUUGGUAGUUGGUUAAGCCCCAGGGCCUGGUCUGGGUAGGUACCAGCUAAUUCUGUAGCAGGGCUUGUGACCAAGUGUUUGGGAGUGCAAAAUACUUUUGUGGGACUGCGCCCUGUAGGAAAAUGACCUAAUGUCAUCACUAAACUCAGCACAGACCUUCUUACCCUUAUGUUACCAGUAGCAAGCAAACGCUUCAGUGCUGGUUCCCCAUCACUUGACAUUCUGUGGGUGAUUGUUGUACACUCACCCAUGAGUGGGCUCAACCCUGAAGCUGGGAAUGGGGCAUGGGAUGUCUUCAGGUUUAUUUGGAAAGUCUGAAGACUUAAAGAUCAUGGUCUGUGAUAUAGAGGCUCAAUGAAGCUCAUCUGUGUAGCUCAGCCGUAGUUUGACUCUUCCUGAUGAAAUCAUAAAGUUCAGUAGUUACAUUGUUGACUUCUUUCACAUACCCUUCUCUUUUUUCCACCAGAAUGUUGAAAAUGCGGACGUCCUGAGUCAUCCAACCCAAAGUUAGCUGGGCUGCUGUUCUGACAGCAUGGAAGAACUAUGGCUGUGUACCUGUGACCCCUAAGAAGAGCACCCCAUACAAGCCCCAUCUGAGUGGGUACAGUCUCUCAGCAGGCAUCGUAGUGUAUUCAGUCCAUCUUAGGUUCCACAUAGUAUAACAUUCUAUUUCUCUUUCCUCAAAGAGCUCAAAUCUUUGGAGAGUUGUGGUAAGUGAGCCUUCUAGGGAUUCUGAGUCCUCCUGUUAUCUCAGCUGUCUAAAUUCCAGUCCUUUCGGGUGGACCACUCCCUGGGAAAGCUUAUGGACCUUCUUCAACCUGAGUUCAAUAAGAAUGUGAUUCAGGCUCUUCUGCUUUGAAAGUGUGCUUCCAUAUAACCAGCCCACUGUAACUUUGUACUGUUGCUGUGACAAGGGCCACAGAAUCACUUUGUGCCAGUACAUGAUGGAGUGGCUGAGACCAUCUUCCAUGCAGGAACUUCGACUGUGCCCUCCUUUUCAUCUUCCAAUAGACCCAGCCUAUGAGAUAAAAGGAAGAAGCCUUCUUGCACUGUAAGAAAAACUCUUAUGCUUUACAUAGUUUUGCUACCUCCAGUUCUGACCAGGUUUCCCAAGAAGGAUAUUUUAACAGCUCUCUGCAACAGUUUUGACCGUAGUGGUGAUGGUGUGGGUAGGUCUGUAAUUUCAGGCAUAUGCAGAAUGGUCUGGUUGAGACUUUCUUCCUUAGUUCAGAAUUUCAUGGACAGAUGACCCCUUUUAAGUGGUAAGUUCUUUUUUGACUUUUGUCAAAUUUAAAAUAGCUUGAAGAAAUGUAUAGUCUUCAGUGAGAAGCGAUAUGAAUAGAGAGAUGGAAUCAGCAAGAGAAGGAAAGUAGUAUUGCUGAGAGUUCAUCUUAAAGUCUGAGUGAGUAUCUUCACAUGGUGGCCCAUGUUACUUUUUUACAAAAUCUUACAAAGAUUAUAUUGAUAUGUAGAAUGUAUUUUUUUUCGUGGAGAAAGGUUAAAAAAAAAUAUUUAAGAAACUGAAAUGGUCCCAGAAUAAAUUAUCCAGUCGUGACAUAUGCACUAGUGCCUAAGACUGGAAAAAGGCAAUACAGAAUUCUCUGAAUAUGUAAAUAUUCCUGCCACAGAGCUAGGCCAUACUGAAGUAUCCUCCCUGUGGUGGAAGAGAGAUGUAGUUAAAAAAAAAGACAGGAUAUUCAAAAGGCAUAUAGGCAAUAUACUGGUGAAGAUGAGAAAGUGGUUAUGCAACAAACACAGAAUUUGUGCCCAAAGUAAACACCUUGACCAUUAGACCAACCCCCAGCCCCACAGAUGAUAUGUAGGAAGAGGAAGAAACAAAUAUUUGUACAAAAAACUGUUAAAGAUCUUAAAUUAUCUGUAGUUUUUAAUGCAACAGAUCAGAGAAUUUCAUUACCUAGAUGAAGAAACACUAGAACACCCGAUAGAGGAAGUGACAGAGGAAUAAAAAUUAUAAAAGGAUCUAUAAAAUUUAGAUAAUCAGAAAUGUUGAAGUCAUUGAUCUGAUGUUGUUGAUCUUCAUUCAUUCCUUACUGAUGGGUGUCAGUUCUGUCCCCGGAACUGAGUCAACAGUUAUAAUAAGCUCGUGCCAGCCAAACACCUCUCGAGCUAAGUCUUACCCAUAGUGCCCCUCUCUAUAUUACCUCAGGCGUUGUUUGCCUCGUACGAAUCAAGCUAUCUCUCAGCUAAGUCCUUGAAAGAUUUUUUGAAAAUUGUCACUUGUUAAACCUUCCUUUUGUUUAUUUUUAUAUACGUUGUUAGCCUAUUGUUAAUCACAUAUUUUCGCUUAUUUGUGUGUGUGUGUCCCUUUUCUUUCUUCCUUUUACCAAGUUUGGUACUCUUUGUACCAUUGCUGGUACAGACCCUCCCUUACAUCUAAGAUAUUUCCCAUUACCAUUGUAUUCCCAAAAAAAAAAAAAACUCCUUUCUUCUACCUUGUUGAGAGUGAGUUUUCUUUCUGCUUUUGAUCGUUUUAGCUUUUGUGGUUGAAAUGUAUACUUUUUUGUGCCAAUAUAUCUGAGAAAAAGAGUACAAAUGGUUUUAAGUGCUGUGAUCAGUGUGACAGGAAGAUGCCUUAUAUGGCCCGCCAUACAUCUCAUGUCUACUUUCUCGGGGUGCCACACCUAUCUGUAAAACCCCCUUGUGAGAUUUUUUCAAGCUUUUAGCUCCCGCACGCUGACGGAACAUAAAAAUAAAUUUGUUAAGUCUCCUUAAAUCUUCUUUCAUGGAGGCAAUCUUUGAGGCGGUGGGUUCAUCCCCUCCAAAGAAAGAGCAUAAAAAAGAAAAGUGAGUCCUUACUCUCCUCUCCUCACAUGAGUGAAUCCAAAUCGUUGGAGCCAAAAGCAAAAAUCUGUAAAUUGGCACCAUCAUCCUCAGCACCGGGGCCUCAAACCCCUCCAUGGUGUCAUCUUCAGUUCCAGCACCUCAGCAGAUGACUAUGGUGCCGCCCUUGGCACCUAUUCCUCAGACUUCAACACUGAUUCAGACAGCAAUACCGACUUCCCUUUCGGCACCUGAAAUCAUCCCAACACCGGUCACUACCCCUCUACCUGUACGUCAUGCUGGUCCUUCAGCCUUGGUGCCGAAAGGUGAAAUAACCCCUCAGACCUAUACUCCCCUUCGGUGGAUUCGUUUCUUGGUAAACAAUGUAGCCCCUUCUUAGAGCGUCCUGAUUCCCCAUCGGGGAUAUCCACCCACUCUUCCCGGAGCCUUUUGCAACUGGACAUAGUGAGGCUUGUGGAUCAGUUCCUGGCAGCCAGAGGUUUUCCAACACCCUCCAAAUCUUCCCUCCCACCUGGAGUCAAGGAUUUUUCUCCACGGGCUCCUACAUACUUUCCUCCUCUGAUCUCUCUGUAGGUAUCGGAGCCUUCGACACCAACGCCAACCCUGGUUCCAGCUUCUUCAGCACCAUUGGUAGACCUUAUCAUGGCUCCAGAUUCUACCUUUUGGCCUUCAACUCACUGUGAUCAUUAGUGUGGCACCUAUUUUUUCCUUGGUGCGGUCUACUACAGUUCCGGUUGUGGAAUCUGGUCCUCCUGUGGCUUUUUCCCCUGGGAGUGGAUUCAUCGAAGCAGCAUGUGACCCCAGUCCCAAGGUUGUCUUUCUCUGUUUCGGGCAGACCUGCUUUCCAGGUGAUGGAGAGGGCGCUUGCCUCGGCAGGCUCCCAACUGGUACCUUAGGUGCCAGAGACCCAUAUUAUACCUUUCCUCUGAGCCACAGUUGACAGCCCACUACUCAAGGACACCAGGCAUAGGAACCUCAAGACAUCCUUCCAUAAGGUACCCACUCUGCAGAGUCCUCCUCAAAUGCCCCCUGUCGAGGAGGUGCCUCGCAAAAGAUCAUGCAGGCGGAAGCAGGUGGAUUCCCCUGAAGAAUCCCUCACUGAAGAUGCAGACUACGAUGAAGGGGAAGGGUCCCCACAGUUGUCCCCUGAGGGAUGUCUCUUUUGGAGACAUACUGGAGAUCCUAAAGCAGCAGGGGGACUGGACGUCCACCACCCAUUCCUCUGAGGAGUCUGUAUUCUUGCAGGCUUUCCGAGCCCGGCCCUCUACUUCCUGGGUUGACCCCGCCUGCAGAUGACCUGGUUCAGCUCAUAGUGCAGCGCGUCUGGAAGAAUCCGGAUACCAUUUAACCUAUUCCCCGGAGACCAGACAAAAUUCUUUGUCCCCCAGAGGACAGUCCACUCUGGUACAAAGGCCUGCCAUUAGAUGCUAUGUUUGUGGUGGUGGCCACUAAGAAAGAGCUAGUCGAGGAGAGUUCUACUUGUCCAUCCCCCUAGCAGGGAGUCUCUGACAAUAGACUUGGGAAGCGGGUGUAGUCUUCAGUGACCUUCACCAUCUGGCACACUUCACCUGGCUUUAGAGAGAUCUAAUCUCAGAACUCUCAGAAACCCUUGCAGGAGCAGUUGCUGAAGGGGUACAUGACAAAGUUGCCUCACAGCUUGCCACCCUGGAAUCUAUUUCUAACUCCUCCAUGAGGGCGAUUUCUCAUUCUACCGAAGGUGCAGCUAGAGCAGCAGGUGCAGGCGUCGUCAUGAGACAUCACACCUGGAUGCGCUUAUGUGAUUUUGAGGAUCCCUUUAAAUUUUCCUUCUUGAAUGCCCCAUUAAAGGCCUCUUCUGUUUUUGGCCCUAAGGUAAAAUACACUUAAACCAGGUGUGAAAAGGAUGGUAAGACUGUGUCUACAGUAAGCGUAUGUUUUUCCACCCUUCCCAAUGAUCCUAUUCUAGGAAUCAGAGGAGUGGAAAAUGUGGUAUAAGAAAUCCCAGGGUCCUUUCCGUGACACACGUGGUGAGUCGUCCCCCCCCCCCAGAGCAGAGGGGGCAACUCAAUUGGAAGAUGCCCCUUCAGAGGCAGGGGGGGUCCGUGUAAUCAGGGAUCCAGAGAUUCCUUCUUUGGACAACCCUAUCAGCACUCCUGAAGAGCGGCUGUAUUGCUUACCUCUAGAAGCAGUCAUCAGAUGAUUUUCUCUGCACCACCUUGCCUGGCAAACAAUAACCACAGAUAUUUGGGUGCAGACAAUAAUUGCCAGAAGUUACCACAUCGCUUUCGACUUUUACCCAAGUCAGCCAAUGCAUAUUCCUGAUGUUACAUCCAGUCAAAGGGAAGUAGCAGCUCAAGAAAUCCGAAAGCUGCUUCAGAAAAGGGCCAUCCAAAGAGUUCCACAAGACCAGAUAGGAUCCAGAUUCUACUAGAGGUUCUUUUUAGUGCCAAAAAAGCCAGGGGGACUGUAGGCCAAUUCUGGACCUCAACAUCGUAAACAAAUUUAUCAAACAAAUGAAAUUCCAGAUGGUCACGGUUCAGUCUAUACUUCCUUUUCUGGAGAAAGAUGAUUGGAUGUGAUCAAUAGAUCUACAGGACAUGUAAUACUACAUAAAAAUGGACAAAUGCUCCAGAAUAUUCCUCCGCUUCCAGUUGGGAGCCAAUCACUACCAAUUCUGAGCGCUACCCCUUGGUCUCUCUACUGCCCCCAGAGUGUGCACCAAAUGCAUGACAGCGGUAACAGCUCACUUGAGGCUGCAAGGAUUCCGGGUGUUUCCAUAUUUAGAUGAUUGGCUCCUCACUGCCCCAACCAAGCAUCUACUGGUUUCAGCCACUCACUACACUCUACAACUAGUGGAACACUUAGGGAUAGCAGUAAACAAGGACAAGUGCAACUUGAUUUCUUCUCGAAGAUUGGAGUUCAUAGGAGCAAAUUUUGACAUUCAGUCUUGCCUAGUCUCCCUCCCACUCUUGAGACUGGAAAGACUCAGAUCUCAACUCCGGGUGAUAAUCUGUCAGGACAAAUCUCUGGCGAGGGCAGUCCUCCCAACUAUUAGGGUUAAUGGCAGCAUCAAUAACAAUAGUUCCACUAUCAAGACUACACAUGAGACUACUACAGUGACUUUUACUAACGCAGUACUCCACUUAGACUCACCCUAUGUCCUUUCAAAUCAGGAUAACAAAUCAGUGUAAACAAAAUUUAAUUUGGUGGAUGAAGCCAGAGGACCACCUAUGGAGUCAGUUUCUCUCCCUCCUCAGUCCAGAGCCAUAGUGACCAUGGAUGCCUCCCUGAUGGGGUGGGUGGGUGCAUUUCCAGAGAAGGACAGUCCAAGGCACCUGCUCACCCCUGGAGGCCAAUCUUCAAAUCAGUAUCCUGGAACUGAGAGCAGUGCUUCUAGCAUUGCAAGCAUUUCAACCUGUUCUCCCUUCAAGAAUGAUUGAUAUCCAAUCCGACAACAUUUGAGUAGUCUGGUACAUCAACAAACAAAGGGGAGCCAAGCCCUACCCAUUGUGUCAAGAGGCCAUGAGAUUUGGCAAUGGGUGAUGGCUAACACCUGCUUUCUAAUAGCAACGCACAUUCCUGGGGAUUCCAACGUAAUUGCAGACAAAUUGAGCAUGUGCAUACUCCUGGCGCACGAGUGGUCCCCUCAAUCCUGUCAUAGCGGCGGAAAUCUUCAGUCGCUGGGGCUAGCCUUGCUGCAGUCUAUUUGCGUCCCCCGCAACUCACAAAUGCAGCAGCUACUUUGCCCUAAUUACCCCACAGGGGAAGUCCCUGAGGAAUGCUCUGCUGCACGAUUGGCCCACGGGACUUCUUUAUGCAUACCCUCCCCUUCCUCUGAUCCCACAAUUUUUGAAGAAGGCUCUUUGGUUAAAAAGCAGAGUAAUUCUCAGUGCACCCUACUGGCCCCAACAAAUUUGGUUUCUCUUUCUUUGGCCUCACCUAGUACAUCAACCAUGGAUUCUGGAUCCAACUCCAGAAUUGCUGUUGCACCCACAUGGGUUGAUGCAUUCAAAAAUAUUGAGCUUCAAGCUGACAGCGUGGCUCCUCCACUUCUAGUAAUUGCCAGGCAAAACAACCUGCCCUUGCCUGUCUGCCACAUUCUUCUGGCUUCCCAUAAACCAUCCACCAAGAAACUUUAAGCAAAUGGAAAAGAUUCAUAAUUUUGUCUCGUAAAAAUGGAGUAAAUCCCUUUUCGGCCCCGCUUUCUACGGUGCUAGAUUACCUAGCUAACCUUUUUCAUUCAGGAGCUGCAGCUUCAACUAAUCGAGUUCACUUGGCGGCAAUCUCCAAUUUUCAUAAUGAUUUCAAGGACGCUUCCUUGAUUUCACACCACCUCUGUAAAACAUUUUUGAAAGGAGUUACAUACAGGCCUCCCUUCAAACAACCGAUUGAGCCCUGGUAUUUAACUUUAGUUUUAGAAACCUUGGCUUGCCCUCCCUUUGAAUCUGCUGCCAAUUGCGAUCUGCAAUUCUUAUCCCAGAAGACUUUAUUCUUGGUGGCCAUUACCUCAGCAAGGCAGAUUUCUGAGCUGCAAGCUUUAUGCAUAAAACAUCCUUGCAUACUGUUCUGUAAGGACAGAGUAUGACUCUGGACUAACCCCUCUUUUUUUACCCAAAGUUAUUUUAGACUUGACUGUUAAUCAAACGAUUGAUCUACCAGUCUUCUUUCCAAAUUUUUCUAAAAUAGAGGAGUGUUCACUACAUUUGCUUGAUGUGCAUAGACAAUUGCGUUUUUAUCUUGACAAGAAAAAAUCGUUAUGAAAACCUGACCAAUUAUUUGUAUCAUUCUCAGGACCAAAACUGGGAAGAUCUGUUUCCAAAGUUACUUUAUCUAAAUGGUUGAGAGAUUGCAUUUGCUUUAUUUAUCAAUAGAACAAAGCUUCUCUACCAUCUAAGGUCAAAGCACAUUCACCCAGAUAUGUUGCCUUCCAUGCAGUAGUUUCCAUGGAUGACAUUUGUGCUGCAGCAACAUGGGCCACUCCUCCUACCUUUGAUAUGGUCUCCAUGGGGAGAGCUUCCUUUGGUUCAAAGGUAGUCAAGAAUAUUCUUCCAUAGGGUCUCCCAGGAAACAAAGUAGCUAGGGACUCUGCCCCAUUAGUAAGAAAUGAAUGAAAAUAACAUCAGAUAAAGAAGUUCUAACCGUAGUGAUCCAUUCCAUCUGUGUUGUUGAUCUUUAUUCAUUCAUUACAACCCACCCACCAUCCCCCUCCGAAAGACUCCUGGAGGAUCAGAAAUGGCCAUAGCCUAUGAUAGGAAAGCUGCUUAGAUAAAGCCUCCACUUUCUUCCUUGCGGGCAAACUCGAUCUGAGGUAAUAUAUAGAGGGGCACUAUGGGUAAGACUUAGCUCGAGAGUUUUUUUGUCUGGUGCGAGCUUGUUAGAACGGCCAACUCUGUUCUGAGGACUGAACCAACACCCAUCAGUAAUGAAUGAAUGAAGAUCAACAACACAGAUAGAACGUUCUGGUAAGAAAACGUCUUUUUGUGUUACAUCAGACCCAAACUACAGUGUGGAAUAUUAAUAUGGAAACCUUAUAAGAGAUUAGCAUGGGUAAAUUGGAAAGAAGUAUAUCAUGGGCAUCCAUGGAUGUGAACAUUUAAGUUAUAGUGAAAAAUUAAAUGUCUGAACUUGUACAGUGUUUCAUGUAGAUAUUUAAGGGGAGACCUUAUUCUGGUAUAUAGGGCAUUUAAAGACUGUUACCUUUGGGAAUGUUUGGGGUUAUUAAACAGUAGUAGAGAAUUGUCAAUCUGAAUAGGAGAUUAUAUAGGAAUGAGAGAUGUACUAAUUGCCUCUUUGAAGAGAGUAGGUGAUUCAUGGACUAGACUAUCAAAUUAUAUUAAAGCAAGCACAAGUUUAAACAUUUUUAAGAAUGCCUUGGAUACUUUAUUAUGGGAAUGAUAGUAUAUUGGCAGGCUAGAAGAGCAUUAUUAUACAUGCCUGAAAUGUUUGCUUGCAUCAGUGUAACCAUUUCUGCCCUUUGGAAGGGUCCAAGUCUUGAAUUUUACUCUUGUUACAGAUGCAACAGAUGGUCGACAUUCAGAUCCUCCUGUGCAUUUUUGGCUUUUAUGGCUGCUACAGUUUAUAUGGUGCUAUUUGUAUGCUUAAUGAUGAGGAUAUUGCAAUGAACUUUGAGAUGACAGUAUUACAUGUCUGCUAUACCUUACUUUAAAAGGAAUAAAGGAGCUAAAAAAGGA